UCCUCACUUGCUCGAAAUCACCCAAGCCUAAGGUUUCGAUAAGCAACUGAAGAUGGACAAGAAGGACUUGUGUAUUUUGCUAUUGGGACUUUUUGUCUUCAUUGAACUACAAGCUUCAACUGCAGAUGCCCAUCCUCAGCAGCCAAAAACCUGCAGCGGAGGUUAUGCAAAUGGAGAGCAUUGGAUUAAAGGGAAUGACAUACAAUGCAGUCAAUGCAAAUGCAGUCAGGGUAAAUCUGAUUGUAUAGACUUCGUGUGUCAUUUUGAUCCAUUCGACUGUCCACACAAAACACAAGGCCAGCCUGGUAAAUGCUGUACCAAGAAAUGUGCCUGUUACGACGGAGAUGUUCCUAAAAAGGAUGGCGAAAAGUGGACCAUCAAAAAAUCUUCCACUUGUCGUGAGUGUCAGUGUGUUGGUGGAGCAGCAAAGUGUACAACAAUACAAUGUUCCCGUGAAAAUUGCUACAACCCAGUGUAUAUACCUGGUCAAUGUUGCCCUGCAUACUGCUCGCCUAAGGCUCCGGUCACAGAUCCGUGGGUAAGGUUAACAACUCCAGAGCAAAUAGUACCACCACGCCCUCCACGCCCUCCACGCCCACCACACCACAUUGGCAAAAGAAGCAUCAAGAACAAAUCAUCAAAGUAAUGAAAUCAUCGCAAGAAAUUCACUUAUUCUUUCGCCCCGAUGGUUGAUGCAUUAAUAUAAAAUAGCUAUAAUAUGUCUGAAUGUUGAACUACAUUUAAAGAAAUAAAAACAAUUCUAGAGACAAGAGAAA
Exaiptasia diaphana is the source of this 776-nucleotide messenger RNA. Its product is annotated as cysteine-rich motor neuron 1 protein. The transcript is spliced from 8 exons. The record is from RefSeq and is a predicted model, not a curated record. Bases 53 to 646 code for a protein of 197 amino acids. Lineage: Eukaryota; Metazoa; Cnidaria; Anthozoa; Actiniaria; Aiptasiidae. Gene Ontology annotation, molecular function: protein binding.